Momordica charantia (bitter melon) is the source of this 3465-nucleotide messenger RNA. Its product is annotated as tetratricopeptide repeat (TPR)-containing protein. Gene Ontology annotation, biological process: transcription by RNA polymerase III. Gene Ontology annotation, molecular function: protein binding. The record is from RefSeq and is a predicted model, not a curated record. Lineage: Eukaryota; Viridiplantae; Streptophyta; Magnoliopsida; Cucurbitales; Cucurbitaceae. Gene Ontology annotation, cellular component: transcription factor TFIIIC complex.
UCACUUUUCUAUUCCGCCGCCGAUUGAGUACAAUCAAAUGGAAAACCGGUGAUAAUCGGUUCUCAUUAACAUUGAACAUUCGAUCGGUUUUCAAAGCGGAAUUAUCUGGUCGGUUCUCAGAAAAAAUCGAAGAAACCGAUGUUCACCUUCUACAGAGUACAGAGUGCACCUACUAAAAUUUUGCUUGGGUUGAUUUCAGAGCUCCGAAGCGGGCCGGCGCUGUCGCUCUCUCUUUUCGCCGUACUUUGCCACCCUUGAUCACUGAUCCAUCUUGGCAUUCGGGUCAAUCUGCGGGGUUCAGAGGUUCAAGCUAUGCACAUUUGAAUGGAGAAAGAAGGGAAUGAAAUUUCUGAUAAUAAAGAGGUUCCUGGUUGUGCUGUGGGUGUUGAAGGAGAGGUGAAAGGGCUCAAAGAAACAGAAGUGGAGAAUAGAGAGGAGGAGGAGGAGGAGGAGGAGGAGGAUGAGGAAGAGGAAGAGGAAGAGGAAGAAGAAGAGGAAGAAGAAGUGGAAGAUGAAGGAGAAGACGAUAUUGAAGAAGAAGAUGGUUACAUUUUCAAAUUUAAAGCCGGAGAAAAUCCUUUCGAUUUUGUUGAAGGUACGGAUUUUAGCAUACAACCAUAUAAAAAAUUUGAGCGCCUUGAAUAUGAAGCUCUUGCUGAGAAAAAGCGAAAAGCACUUGCAAAUAGUCAGAGCGAAAGGCCUGUUAAGAGGGGCAGACUAGAAGAUAUUCCUGGUGCAAGCUUUAAUGAAAUUAUGGAAGCUAUGAAUUAUGGAUCGAGGAGGAAACUAAAGGAGCCUAAAAGAAGAGGUAGACGGAAAGGAUCAAAGAAAAAAAUUAACCGUGAAAUUACGAAGUUGCUUGGUGAUGCAACUUUAUGUUAUGCUCAAGGCCAGUAUGAGAAGGCUAUAUCUGUAUUGCGUCAAGUUGUCCUGCAAGCCCCAGAUUUACCUGAUUCGUACCACACGCUUGGACUUGUUUAUAAUGCAAUCGGUGAUGAUGUAAAAGCCAUGGGAUUUUACAUGCUUGCUGCACAUUUAAUGCCAAGAGAUUCAUCUCUCUGGAAACUGCUAUUUUCAUGGUCAAUUGACCGAGGUGACAUUGAUCAAGCAAGCUACUGCCUUUCUAAAGCAAUAAAAGCAGAGCCCGAUGAUAUUAAUUUAUUAUUUCAUCGUGCAUCACUCUACCUUGAGCGUGGAGAUUGUCAAAAAGCAGCUGAAACAUAUGAUCAGAUUCAUCAAAAAUGUAUCGGAAAUGUUGAAGCACUCAUGACUGGAGCGAAGCUGUACCAAAAAUGCGGUCAUCAUGAACGUGCUAUUUGCAUUCUUGAGGACUACAUCAAAGGACAUCCAACUGAAGCUGAUUUAGAUGUGGUUGAUCUUCUAGCUUCUUUAUACAUGGGAAGUAAAGAAUUCAGCAAAGCUCUUGAGCACAUCGAGCAUGCAGAUAAGGUCUACUGUGCAGGAAAUGAAAUGCCUUUAAACUUGGCAACUAAAGCAGGAAUCUGCCAUGUCCAUCUUGGAAAUAUCGAGAAGGCAGAGAGCCUCUUUGCUAAUUUGGGACGGAAGACUGCCGAUGAUCACUCAGAUUUUAUAAUUGAAGCUGCAGACUCGUUGCUGAGUCUUAAGCACCAUAACUUGGCAUUGAAGUACUAUCUGAUGUCAGAAGAAGUAAAUGCUGGAGGGAAAAUGCAGGGGAUUGUAUACCUAAAAAUUGCCCAAUGUUACUUAUCAACUAAUGAAAGAGCAGAAGCAAUUGUUUUCUUUUACAAAGUGCUCCAAACUCUUGAAGAUAACAUUAACGCUCGAUUAACUUUGGCUUCCCUCCUCCUUGAGGAAGCUAGAGAAGAAGAAGCCAUUUCAUUGCUAUCUCCUCCGAAAGAUUCAAACUCAAGUAGCUCAUCUUCCAGCAAAUUCAAACCUUGGUGGCUCAACGAGAAAGUAAAACUGAAGCUUUGCAACAUAUACAGAACUAAAGGAAUGCUUGAGAACUUCGUUGAGACAAUCUUUUCUUUGGUCCGUGAGUCCUUAUAUAUUGAGACACUUAAAGAAAAGAUUAAAGUGAACAAGAAGAAGCUCCCAAGGAGAGUUUUGCUUGAAAGAGUCAAAGUACUAGAUGGACGUGAAACUGGUAGUCUGUUUCGUGGAUUCAGACCUGUAGCUCCUAAAUCAGAUUUAUCAAAAGCGUCCAGAGCAAAGAGAUUGCUUCAAAAGAGGGAAAGAAUCAAGGAAGAAAAGAAGGCUAGAGCCUUGGCUGCUGGAGUCAAUGUCAGCUAUGAUGAUGUAGAUGAUGAGCCAGCGCUACGAGUGCACCGAGAAUCUCCCCUGCCUAAUCUUCUGAAGGAUGAAGAAUAUCAUAAUCUUAUUGUUGAUUUAUGCAAGGCGUUGGCUUCCUUGGGAAGAUGUUCUGAAGCUUUGGAGAUUAUAAGUCUGACUUUAAAGCUGGCUUUUAAUUCAUUAUCCAUGGAAAGGAAGGAGGAACUACAGUUACUGGGGGCUCAAUUAGCAUUCAGCUCAACUGAUACCAAGCAUGGAUUCAACUUUGCGAAGCACGUUGUUAAGCAGUACCCUUAUAGCAACUCUGCUUGGAACUGCUAUUAUAAAGUAUCUUCAAGAAUGACGCACCGGGAUUCAAGGCAUUGCAAGCUUUUGAAUAGCAUUCAAGCCAAAUACAAAGAUUGUGCACCACCCUUUAUCAUUGCCGGGCAUCAAUUUAACGCUAUUAGCCAUCAUCAAGAGGCUGCCAAGAAAUAUCUUGAAGCUUAUAAACUAUUGCCGGAUAGUCCCUUAAUUAACUUGUGUGUUGGCGCUGCCUUAAUCAACUUAGCACUUGGAUUACGUCUUCAAAACAAGCAUCAGUGUGUUGCGCAAGGCUUGGCAUUCCUCUACAACAAUUUGAAGCUUUGUGAUAACAGCCAGGAAGCCUUAUACAACAUUGCUCGAGCAUAUCAUCACAUUGGACUCGUGACACUGGCGGUUACAUAUUACGAAAAGGUGCUUGCAACUUACCAAAAGGAUUGCCCCAUCCCAGACAUUUUUGGUGAGAAUCGAAACAUCAAGCAUGAGAAAUCAGUCUACUGUGACCUGCGCAGAGAAGCAGCUUACAAUCUACAUCUUAUUUACAAAAAGAGUGGAGCUCUUGAUCUUGCUAGGCAAGUCCUAAAAGACCAUUGCACUUUUUAAGUAGGAAGCACUAUGUUUUAACAUGUAGCAAGAAGUAAAUAAUGUUAUUUAGACAAUCAUUGUCCAUAGGUUGAGAUAUUGUAGUUCAAAGUAAUAGGCUUAACUAAUUUAACAUUAGAUAGGUGCAAACUCAUGACUGAGUUUUUAAGGAUUAAGUGACGAUUAUGUAUAUACAUCUAUCAACAUUUGGCUACCUCCUAAUAUUUUGUUGACAAAACAAUAUAGGUAAAAAGUUAUCAUGUAUAUAACUUAUAUCCUACUACUAUAAGAUUUUUAAAUAGUCUA